This is a messenger RNA of Didymodactylos carnosus, 608 nucleotides long. NCBI's taxonomy places the organism in Eukaryota, Metazoa, Rotifera, Eurotatoria, Philodinida, Philodinidae. The record is from the annotation of a GenBank genome assembly.
CUAAUAACUUUGCACAUGAAAAUGUGUAAAAUCGUUUUCUCUACAAAAUGUGAUCAAGACUAGGUCGGAAAAGCAGUGGGCCAAAAUCAAUGAAAAGCGGGCCCCCUCCUUUGUCGUCGUCGCCUAUUAAGUAUUUAUCAUUUUGUGCAACUAAUUUAUCAUUUAUCAACGGUCAAUGUUGGAAAUAUACAUUGUCAAGUUACUUUCGUCGAUUAAAAACAUUUAGAUUUUACAUCACAUAUCGGUGUAUACCAAAAUCAUUUUUGACCACUAUCAAACAAACUUUACAGGCAUUUCAAACACAUUAUUGGCUAAAGCAUAAAUGAUAUUUUAUGUUUGACUAUUGUCCAAUAAGAGAACAAUUAAACUUUUAUUCUUAUCCAUUCGACGAUAAAUGUUAUGUUACUGAAUUAAAUAUAUUUCAAUCAGAAUAUGAUGAUGAAACAGCUGAUAAUUCCACAACCUACAUAAAUGAUAAAACUGAUGAAUUAUUUAUAACAUUGGCAAAUAAUGAUACUAACAUAAAUAUUGAACAAUUAAAAAAUGAAAUUGGUAAGAUUAGAAUCAUAUUUGUCAAGAAUGCAGAUCUACAAAUGAGAUACUAUUGA